CAGUUCAACAACUAAUCUUCCACCAGGCCAUACUCGUACGGUACCAUGCCACAACACGACGCCAAACUAGAACAACGAAACUCAAAAUCGAAAAUCCUAUUCAAUCUAAUAGAAGCAAUGAAAGACGAACGAAACUUCUACAAUGGGCAAUGAGGAGAGGAAAGACGAAGCUGCACCUGAAGCUGCACCAGGCGAUUGCAAACGGAACGUCAGUCGUGAAAAAAAAGAUGAAGAUACGAGUGGUACCAAACGCGUAUUGGCUGCCAACACCAAUCAUUACUGCACCAGCACCGGCGGCAUCGACGGCGACCACGACGAAUCCGGUGUUAAGAGCAUUCGAAUGCUGGAAUUUUUUUCGGGCAUUGGUGGAAUGAGACUCUCGCUGGAAAGGGCACUGUGGCUCUUGAACGAUGGUGACAACCACGACGAUAACGAUGAUCCUGCGGGAAGCAGGAGUAGCUACUGUGACGAGAUGAUAGUGCAAUCACAACCACAACCACAACCACAAACCAGACGAAGCCACAAACGAACAACCUUUCGGCUAGAUUUCUGUCGCGCCUACGACAUUUCGCUGCACGCCAACAACGUCUAUCGGCACAAUUUCGAGGCAGGGAAAGGGAACGGCGAAAAAUGCAAUGAAACCAACAAAAACUUUGCGGUGGCCACCAAGCUCGUCGAGCAACUCCGGGUCGGAACCAUUGCGAAACUCCGCACCAACCUGUGGACCAUGUCGCCUCCCUGCCAGCCAUUUACGACCAACGGCAGGGACAAAAAAGGCAGCGACCGGCGAUUGGACGCUGAGGACAAGCGGUGCAAUGGCCUCAAGGGGAUCAUCUCAUUGCUGGACGCACUGAGAAGAAUUAGCAUCACCGGGAACAGCCACGCAGCAGACGAAACCGAAGGAGCCAAUGCUAUUGAGGACCCCUUGCCUCGCUGGAUUCUUCUAGAAAACGUAAAGGGCUUUGCCAACAGUGAAAUGUGCAGGCAGUGGUACGAAUGCCUGAACCGCAACGGGUAUUCCUACAAACCAUACCUGCUCAGCCCCAUCGACCUCGGGAUUCCGAACCAUCGCAUGCGCUUUUACGUGCUGGCAGAGCGGACCACAAGAAGUCCACGGUGGUAUGUUGUUCCACAACGACAACAGCCGCAACACAACCAUGCGGAUGUCAACGACCCAGAUCACGGAGACCAGAGCACAACGGUUCCCGUUCCCAUUCACGAUGCUGCAUCCCUUCCCAACCGGUCGUCCUCGUGGUCCGGGGGGCAAGCCGGAACGACGCCCCCGACCAUUCAGACGAUUGGAACCUACGUCUUCGACGACGACUUCUACGCUGCUUCCUGCGACGAGCCCGGGCGAGAACAGCACGCCGCCAGGGACGGUUCGGCCGAGGCAGCUUCGCGCCCGGUGGUACCUAUGUCGGUCCUCUCCAAGCCCUGGGCAAAGAAUCUGGGGAUCGUGACCAAAAAGGACACCAUUACGCACUGCUUCACCGCCGGAUACGGCCGCAUCUACCAUCGAUCAACCGGAAGCCUUCUGUGGAUGGGGGACGACACGGAACGCGACGAUCGCCCGCCGCUGUCGGAGGUUCCGCUCGAUCGGUCGGACAUGACUGCCUACGAGGGCAAGCUGAGGAGGUUCACACCAGAGGAAUUGCUGAGGCUGUUUGGCUUUGUGGAGGUGGACAUCGACGGCGGCUGUGGCGGUGAUGAGGGCAAGAGCAACCCUUUUGAGAUACCCUCCGGCGUGGUUCCCUCGCUGGAACAGCGCUACAAAUUGAUCGGGAACAGCAUUAGCGUCAGGGUUGUCACCGAGCUCUUGUGCGAGCUGCUCAUGGAUUCCCAAGGAAACGAAUAGAAGUGCACGGACGGUUUUGUUGCCACAUCUGCGCUGGGGCGGGGCCCCUGAGACGGUUUGCGCC
This is a messenger RNA of Pseudo-nitzschia multistriata, 1919 nucleotides long. Lineage: Eukaryota; Bacillariophyta; Bacillariophyceae; Bacillariales; Bacillariaceae. The record is from the annotation of a GenBank genome assembly.